AUGUUCGAGCUAGCAGAAGACGAAAUCGAAGUUGGAAUGGGAAUUCAUGGGGAGGCUGGAUAUGGAAAAAUGAAAUUGCAAUCCUCGAGCGAAACAAUUUCAUUCAUGCAGGAACACAUAUGCAAGGCCUUGUCUUUGAAAAGUGGAGAUUCAGUUGCAAUUAUUGUUAACAAUUUUGGAGCAUUGAGCCAGUUGGAACAAGGAAUUGCUGUUCACGACGUGGUCAAGCAACUUC
Eufriesea mexicana is the source of this 235-nucleotide messenger RNA. Its product is annotated as triokinase/FMN cyclase-like. Lineage: Eukaryota; Metazoa; Arthropoda; Insecta; Hymenoptera; Apidae. Gene Ontology annotation, biological process: glycerol catabolic process. The annotation marks the transcript as partial. Gene Ontology annotation, molecular function: glycerone kinase activity. The transcript has a single exon. The record is from RefSeq and is a predicted model, not a curated record. Gene Ontology annotation, cellular component: cytosol.